Pseudovirgaria hyperparasitica is the source of this 1397-nucleotide messenger RNA. RefSeq lists its product as uncharacterized. The record is from RefSeq and is a predicted model, not a curated record. The transcript has 2 exons. Lineage: Eukaryota; Fungi; Ascomycota; Dothideomycetes; Acrospermales; Acrospermaceae. Gene Ontology annotation, cellular component: elongator holoenzyme complex. Gene Ontology annotation, biological process: tRNA wobble uridine modification. The coding region runs from base 126 to 1169 and encodes 347 amino acids.
CCGCCAGGCACGCCCCCAACCCCAAAAACCUAAGAAAUGACGUGCACCCGCUAAAGAUCCUACAAGCUCCAGAUUGUGACUUUCGCCAAAAAAAAAAAGAACCCCGGGUGUCUUUUCAAAGCAUAAUGCCACCACCGCGCAUUCCACCAUUGCUGCACCCAUAUGUCUCCCUCGCACCACCCGACUCUCUCACUCUCCUCACUAGCGUCCUUGGUGCGAGCACAAAUUGGCUUAUACUCCGCUACAUACUCGGCGCAUUCGACACAAAAGGCAAGAAUGGAGAUGAGGCUGAGAGCAGCAGAUUGGCAAGUAAUGGCGAUGUGAAGGUCGUAUUGGUGAGCUUUCUAAGAGAUUGGGAUUUCUGGAGGACAGAGGCAAGGAGGAGUGUUGGAUUGGAUCUGACGAAAUUGGGGGUCGAAGGGAGGUUCGCGUUUGUGGACGGGUUGGGCGAAUUGUUCUUGCGGGAGGACGGAGUGGUGCCAGCAUCUGCAAGUGUGACAGUGUCUUCAUCUUCGCCUUCAGGAAUCCCUGGACGAGCUCCUCUCGCAGUCACGCAAAAUGCACGAGGACUAUCGAUCCGCGGGAAGACACAAUCCGCACUGGCACAGUCGUCUGCUGAGCCCUCGAUGAAGCCGAAAUAUAUAGCGACUCUUACAUCCCCCGAUCUUGCACACGUCGAACAGACAAUACAGUCCGCCCUCUCCUCGGCCUCUUCAUCGUCUCCUUCAUCACCUCCUUCACGCACGCUCCUCAUCCUCGACGACCCCUCAAUUCUCCUCUCCGCCACCUUGACCCCAGUCCAUGCAUUCCUCUCUUCUCUCCUCCACAUCCGCACUCUUGCAGCUUCAUCAAUAAUAUCACUGCCCGCUGACUCGCCACUGGUGCAUCUGACACAUACACCGACGCCGCUGGAGCGCGAGCAUGCGAAUCUGGUUGUGGGAUUGGGGCAUACAGCGACGAGGGUGGUGGGCUUGAGGCUCUUGGAUUCAGGGGUUGCGAGAGAUGUCAGUGGAGUGCUAUGUGUAGGGAGGGGUGGGGCCUGGGAUGGAGACGACGAGGAGUCUGGGAGAGAGAAUGGAGUGAAUUUGGAGAAAGAGCUGUUGUAUUACGUGGGAGGGGACGGCGGGGUGAAGGUCUUUGAGAGGGGAGCUGGGACAAAUGCUGGAUGAAGAGACACGGUUCCCAUGCUUGAAAGAGGAAUCAGUCGUCGAGUGAGUGGAUGGCUUGGCAUGAAAGAGGUUGAGGGAUUGUCAGCGAGUGGGAGAGAUGAGUACUUGACAUGAGCCGAAAGUGCGCAUGCAUAGCACUGUCAGAUACAAUGAAGUUUCCUGAGGAGCCCGAAUCGACAGAUCGAGAAAGUGCGGUGGUGGAUAUGCUCGAUCGUUCUUACCCUUUCA